Cariama cristata (Red-legged seriema) is the source of this 1041-nucleotide messenger RNA. It is a transcript of the gene CHP1, whose product is annotated as calcineurin-like EF-hand protein 1. Gene Ontology annotation, molecular function: calcium ion binding. Lineage: Eukaryota; Metazoa; Chordata; Aves; Cariamiformes; Cariamidae. The record is from RefSeq and is a predicted model, not a curated record. The transcript is spliced from 6 exons. The annotation marks the transcript as partial.
UCUCCCACAGUCAAAUCACCCGCUUGUAUAGUCGCUUCACCAGCCUAGACAAAGGAGAAAAUGGCACUCUUAGCCGUGAAGACUUCCAGCGGAUUCCAGAACUUGCCAUCAAUCCACUGGGAGACAGAAUUAUCAACGCCUUCUUUCCAGAAGGAGAGGACCAAGUGAAUUUCCGUGGAUUCAUGAGGACACUAGCUCACUUCCGACCCAUAGAAGAUAAUGAAAAGAGCAAAGACCAGAAUGGACCAGAACCACUGAACAGCCGAAGUAACAAGCUCCACUUUGCUUUUCGGUUAUAUGAUCUAGAUAAAGAUGACAAGAUUUCCAGGGAUGAGCUUCUUCAGGUAUUACGGAUGAUGGUUGGUGUAAAUAUUUCAGACGAGCAGCUGGGCAGCAUUGCUGACAGGACAAUCCAGGAAGCUGAUCAGGAUGGAGAUAGUGCCAUCUCCUUUGCAGAGUUUGUAAAGGUUUUGGAGAAGGUGGACGUAGAGCAGAAAAUGAGCAUUCGAUUUCUUCACUGAUGGAUGGAGAACCCAUUCUUUCUACCCCUACUAUAUGAUGAAUAGAACUUCAUUUUCUCCUUAGCACCUUCCCCCAGAGCAUUGCUACUGGUGCAGAUACAUCUCCAACCCCUCCCUGAUUUGUUCUACCAAUGUGAACAUUCCCUGUGCAUCAGGAACAAAGGGAAAUGGCUGCCAUGCAACUUGGAAAGGAGCAAUUUUUUUUUUUAAAUCUUUUCCUUACGUUUUUUUUUCCCUUUCUCCCUUGUCUCCUUCACUGCUGUUUCAGCAAAAAUGUCUCUCCUUAUGUACUGCUGUUUAAUCUACAAACUGAUUCUUCUGAGCUCUGAAUCUGAGAAUGGAAAAACAGGAACACGCCACAGAAGCGCCCUCUGAAAUACUUUGGAGACAAGCAUCUACUCAAGUACUAGGUGCAGUGAUAAUGAUUCACUUUUGCUUCCAGUAGCGACACCACACUACAGCUGCCUCUUUCCCCCCCAUUUGGCUCUUUACAUGCAGAUUUGUUGCUUUACUGCUUCCA